Messenger RNA from Andrographis paniculata, 1041 nucleotides. Its product is annotated as histone-lysine N-methyltransferase ATXR3-like. The coding region runs from base 70 to 675 and encodes 201 amino acids. The record is from RefSeq and is a predicted model, not a curated record. The transcript is spliced from 5 exons. NCBI's taxonomy places the organism in Eukaryota, Viridiplantae, Streptophyta, Magnoliopsida, Lamiales, Acanthaceae.
UGCAGCUGUUGGAGCUCCCGACCGCACCCCAAACCCAGCCACUGCUUCUUGAAUCUUAGAGUAGUCUUGAUGAAUAUGAAGACCAAGAUUCAUGCCCGUGUGUCAUUUGGUCCUGAUUUCCAACAGACGAAGUUCCGGAACUCUUUAAAAUGGUCAAGGGAUGUGGUGCGGAUGUUACAUUCGACAAAAAAAAGCCGGCAUAAUGCUGAUGGUGACUUGAUACACAUAUAUGCGCACACAAAGUGUUUUCUCCGACUAAGGAAAUACAAGAAAAGUAGUACCCCCACCAUUCACAUUACUCCACGAGACCUCAGCCCAAAGUAUGCUGAGAAAUUGGGUUCGGGUGUACACGAAUACCACAAAACAUAUAGCGAAUCAUAUUGUAUAGGACAGCUAAUGGUUUGGUAUAUCCAAUAUCCCGACCCAGAUGUUUUGCUGGCUGAAUCAAGCAGGGGAUGCCUGUCGUUACCCAAAGCCCAGAAGGCAUCACAACAACUUGUUUACGGCCGAAGGACAGUGAAGUUUAUGCUUUCUAUGAUGAAGAAAAAAACCCCAAAUGCCUUGGCCAGAGGACCAGACAUGGUCAUUCAAGAGCUCCCGGAACAUUGUUGGCAGCCCAAUGCUGGACAUUGUCCUACACAAGGCGCAUUUAAAAACCGAUGCUUCGCUGGUUAAGACUCAAAUCUAAGGUCUCCCGAGGAACGUAGCAUUUGUGAUUCUCUUUUAGUUGAGUAAAUUUAUUUGUUGUUGCUAGCAUAUGUUUGUGCUGAUGCCUUAUUUGACUCCUAAUAAUAGAUGCUAGCAUAUGUUUGUGGCUUGGAGUAUGUACCUCAUAGUUGUGCCUGUCAUCGAAGUAAGUGGCCUUGUAUGUGUGGGACUCUUAAUUAUAUUGCAACCUUAUCUUGGACACACAUGCGGUUCUUGUUUCAUGUAUUGUCCUUAAUGUCGCAUCUUUACGGAAUGUGCUUACAUCCUCUGAGAUAUUUUUUAAGCUUACUGGAUCAAGCAUGCUCCUUGUCCCUAACCAUUUCUUGUUGCAAC